This is a messenger RNA of Aphanomyces astaci, 708 nucleotides long. RefSeq lists its product as hypothetical. Lineage: Eukaryota; Oomycota; Saprolegniomycetes; Saprolegniales; Verrucalvaceae. The coding region runs from base 32 to 505 and encodes 157 amino acids. Gene Ontology annotation, molecular function: calcium ion binding. Gene Ontology annotation, cellular component: centriole; myosin II complex; centrosome. Gene Ontology annotation, biological process: mitotic cell cycle; centriole replication. The record is from RefSeq and is a predicted model, not a curated record. The transcript is spliced from 6 exons.
ACGACGUGGAACAAGGACAACGAGGACAAGGAUGGCCACGACGUCUGCGUUUGCGCGAUCCAGAGCCGCAUUGCGGAAGAAAGCCAAGCCGGUCAAGAAGGCGCUGGACGACGAACAGAUGGAGGAGAUCAAAGAAGCGUUUAGUCUGUUCGACACAGACGGGAGUGGGUCCAUCGACGCCCGGGAACUGAAGGCGGCGAUGCGGGCGCUGGGGUUCCAAGUGAAGAAAGCCGAAGUGCGGAAAAUGAUCGCCGACAUCGACAAGGAUGAAAAUGGAACCAUCGAGUUUGAAAACUUUGUGGAAAUGAUGACGAGCCGCAUGAGUUCGAGGGAUACGAAGGAAGAAGUGGCGAAGAUCUUUCAACUGUUUGACGACGACAACACGGGAAAGAUCUCGUUCAAGAACUUGAAGCGCGUGUGCACUGAAUUGGGGGAGAACUUGACGGACGAAGAGAUGCAGGUACAACAAGUGUCUGCAAGUUGGCGCUUUGAUGCUGACGCGUAGGAAAUGAUCGACGAGGCCGACCGCGACGGCGAUGGGCUUAUCAACGAAGACGAGUUUUUCCGGGUCAUGAAAAAGCGAUCGGGAAACCCCCUCGACGACUUGGACAGUGACGACGAUUGACCACGGUUACUGUAUGCGGCCAACUUUAAUACUACUAGUACAAUAAAUAUACUAUUAAUAGUACUGGGAAACUUGUCGUCGCC